Messenger RNA from Oncorhynchus mykiss (rainbow trout), 3184 nucleotides. RefSeq names its product cytochrome P450, family 2, subfamily X, polypeptide 9 (gene cyp2x9). Gene Ontology annotation, cellular component: intracellular membrane-bounded organelle; cytoplasm. Gene Ontology annotation, molecular function: iron ion binding; heme binding; oxidoreductase activity, acting on paired donors, with incorporation or reduction of molecular oxygen, reduced flavin or flavoprotein as one donor, and incorporation of one atom of oxygen. Lineage: Eukaryota; Metazoa; Chordata; Actinopteri; Salmoniformes; Salmonidae. Gene Ontology annotation, biological process: xenobiotic metabolic process. The record is from RefSeq and is a predicted model, not a curated record.
AAGCGAAAAAGUAAAUGCUGUGUGUAUUACGUCAUCACGCACUGAUUUUUACUGGUGGGAAAACGUGUAUAUUUUAGAAUAUUCGCAUGAAAAUUGGAUGGAAACCUAGCUAGUGACAAGGACAAGUGUGAUAAUUAGAGUCGUCUAUACAACACAACUAGUUUUUAGUGAAAAUUUAUGUUUAAACUUUGGACGACUACGCGCAUCCGUGUACGCGCAUGUCUAUAGCUUUGGAAAAGAGUAGAGCAGAGUGCAGUCACUGCUGUGGUUGUAACUGAACAACAAGUAUGUUGGGGUCGUUCGUUCUGCUGUGGAUAUGCAUCUGCCUCCUCUUCUUCUUCUUGAAGGUUAAUAGACCCCCAAACUUUCCUCCUGGUCCACAACCCAUUCCAAUAUUUGGGAAUCUGCUGCAUCUGAGCUUGGGGAAUCCUAUGAAAGACCUGGAGAAGUUGGCGAAGCGCUAUGGGAAUGUUUUCAGUCUUUAUAUUGGUGGAAGGCCAGCUGUGAUUCUCAAUGGGCUUGAAUCUAUGAAGGAGGCCCUGGUUACCAGGGCUGCAGAUUUUGCAGGAAGACCCCAAGACCUUAUGAUCAACCAUGUCACAGAAGGAAAAGGUGUCAUUCUUGUGGAUUAUGGCUCCAACUGGAAAGAGCAUCGCCGCUUCGCCCUAAUGACCCUGAAAAACUUUGGUCUGGGGAAGCAGUCCAUGGAGGAGAGGAUUCUGGGGGAGAUAUCACACCUCAUUGCACCCUUGGCGAAAAACGUUGGAAAAUCCAUGAACCCACAGGUUCUCUUCCACAAUGCUGCAUCCAAUAUCAUCUGCCUUGUCCUCUUUGGGUCGCGUUAUGACUAUAAUGAUGAGUUUCUUAAGACCUUCGUGAGGCUCUACACUGAGAACGCAAAGAUCGCCAAUGGACCCUGGGCUAUGCUUUACGACACAUUGCCCAUGCUCCGACACCUUCCCUUGCCAUUCCAGAAGGCCUUUCAAAAUGCAAUUUGUUGCAGACAGAUGUCUCUUGGACUCGUCACUCAGCAUAAGGAAACCAGGAUUCCUGGGGCGCCAAGGGACUUCAUUGACUCCUACCUGGAUGAACUAGACAAAAGAGGAGAGGAUGGAUCUUCUUUUUCAGAGGCCCAACUCAUAAUGUACGUCCUGGACUUGCACUUUGCUGGAACAGACACCACCUCCAACACACUGCUCACUGCUUUCCUCUACCUCAUGACCCAUCCAGAGAUUCAGGAGAGGUGUCAGCAGGAAAUUGACACGGUACUGGAGGGGAAAGAACACGCAUCUUUUGAGGACAGGCACAGGAUGCCUUACACUCAGGCAGUGACCCACGAGAGUCAGCGCAUCGCCAAUACUGUCCCCCUCAGUGUGUUUCAUAGCACCACCAGAGACACUGAGGUGAUGGGCUACAGUAUCCCAAAGGGCACUUUGAUCAUUCCAAACCUUACCUCUGUGCUGUCUGAAGAGGGUCAGUGGAAGUUCCCCCAUGAGUUCAACCCCUUAAACUUCCUGAACGAGCAGGGCGAGUUUGAGAAGCCCGAGGCCUUUAUGCCGUUCUCUGCAGGGCCCCGAAUGUGUCUUGGAGAAGGACUCGCUCGCAUGGAGCUCUUCCUGAUCAUGGUCACUCUGCUGCGACGCUUCAAGUUUGUCUGGCCUGAGGAUGCGGGGGAACCUGACUACACCCCUGUGUUUGGUGUAACCCUGUCCCCCAAACCCUACAGACUGGGUGUUAGACUGAGAGGGAACUAGUUAGGAGGAAGCUAUUCUAGACAGAGAUCAAAUAGAAUUGGUGUAAUAUAACAUGUAAUAUUGUAAUUAUUCUACUUAAUUCAACUAUCUAUAUGUAUUUGUGCUUAACACAUUUUUGUUUUUCAUUUGUCACAAUUUGCUUAUGUGAAUAUGUAAUAUAGGACUCAUUACACACACCAUUGAUGGGGAAUCUCUGAUGUUAUAGUGUUCACUCUCUACAUAAACAAUAUCGGUGAUGAGAUAAGAAAGUGUCAAAUUCAUUUAUAUGCUGAUGACACUGUCAUGUACUCUAUCGCUUCAACGGCUGACCAAGCAUUAUCACUAUUGGAGACAGAUUUUAAGAUAUUACAAGGGUCUUUUGUACAGCUGAAAAGAACACAGUUUAUGAUUUUUAAUAGGUUCAAGAGACCUAUGCAGAGACCUGAAUAAGGUCUCUGCAUAUAAAUAUACUUAGUUUAUCAUCCAACCAUAUCCCUGUCUUUUAAAAUGCAUAUUGACAAACUUUGUAAACGGCAAAAAAUCAAGCUAGGCUUCCUCUAGAAACAGAACAUGUUUGUCCUCUACAAAUAGAAGAAAAAUUGUGCAAGCUACUUUUAUGUCUGUUAUAGAUUAUGGGGAUAUUAUCAACGUGCAUGCUACGGCAUCAACACUUAAAUCGCUGGAUGCUACUUAUCAUUGCGCAUUUAGGAUUAUUACGGAUGUUAGCUACAGAACUCACCACUGUGUUUUAUAUCAAAAUGUGCGUUGGACUUCGCUGUCCAUGAGACGAGAACAACAUGCUCUCGUGUUUGUCUAUAAAGCACUUCUGAAUAAACUACCUUCUUAUCAUCACUCAUCAAUAUUAGAAUUAGAAUUCCUAAAAAACAAGUCUCAAGCAUGGAUUACACUUGAGGCCCAAUCGGUUUCCAGAGUUGGGUAUGGCUGCCUUUUCCUGUUACGCUCCUUGCCUAUGGAAUAGCCUGCAGACUCAACUUAAACUUGAGACUCUUGUCCCACUUGCCCAUUUUAAACAUUUAUUAGAGGAUUUUUAUUUUUGUAUUGCCUGUAACUGUUUUGGGUAAUGCAAGUUCUUGUGCUGUUAGGGGAAUAACCUGUUAGGGGAAUAACCUGUUAGGGGAAUAACCUGUUAGGUGGAUAACAAGUUAGGGGAAUAACCGAUGUGUAAAUGUAAAAAUCUGCUGCUGUAUGUUUUUUGUGUUAUCUGUGAUGGUUUUGUUUGUCUUGUGCAAUUUCUUAAUCAUUGUACCUGAACUGUAUGUGUAAACGUGUACGCAGGGCUGUAAAAGAGACCUUGGUCUCAGUCUGUGUUCCUUGUUGAAAUAAAGUUAUACUAAUAGGCUUUCAGUACCAGUUUUAUGGGAUAGUACUUUCAAAACUUAUUGUGGGAAUCUGUGGCUUGAUGAAUUCUAAAUAAAAAAUGUAAUGUGGGA